CCGGGCGGUCGUGGCGCUAGUGGCUGCGCGGUGCUAGUCGCGGGGCGACGACGGGGGCGGGGAAGCGCCGUCUCUGGCGGGGUCGGUGUCUGGCCGGGCCGGGUCGCGGCUCAUGGCCUGGAGUGGGGUCCAGCGGCAGAUCAAUAACUGAAGACAGCUAUGCAGAAUUCACACAUGGAUGAAUAUAGAAAUUCCAGUAAUGGCAACACAGGCAACAGUUCAGAGGUGGUUGUGGAACAACAGCCUUCUGACUUCAGUACUGAGAUUAUGAAUGUUACGGAAAUGGAACAGUCACCUGAUAGUUCUCCCAAUGUGAAUACAACUACAGAAGAAAGUGAAAUGGCAAAUGCGGUGGAACUUCCAGUGAUAGAAACAGAAGCAAAUUUCCCUGCAGAAUAUGAAAAAUUUUGGAAAACUGUAGAAAACAAUCCUCAGGAUUUUACAGGCUGGGUAUAUUUGCUUCAAUAUGUGGAACAGGAGAAUCACUUGAUGGCUGCCAGGAAAGCAUUUGACAAAUUUUUCAUACAUUAUCCGUAUUGCUAUGGUUACUGGAAAAAGUACGCAGACCUUGAAAAACGGCAUGACAACAUUAAGCAAUCAGAUGAGGUUUAUCGGCGGGGACUUCAGGCAAUACCUCUUAGUGUUGACCUUUGGAUACAUUAUGUAAACUUCUUAAAAGAAACUCUGGACUCUGGUGAUCCUGAAACAAGUAAUACAAUAAGAGGAACUUUUGAGCAUGCUGUUCUAGCUGCAGGAACAGAUUUCCGAUCCGACAGACUAUGGGAAAUGUAUAUAAACUGGGAAAAUGAACAAGGGAACCUGAGAGAAGUUACAGCUAUAUAUGAUCGUAUUCUUGGUAUUCCAACACAACUGUACAGUCAUCAUUUUCAGAGAUUUAAAGAACUUGUACAAAAUAACUUGCCUAGAGAUCUUUUAACUGGUGAACAGUUUAUUCAGCUACGGCGGGAAUUAGCUUCUGUCAAUGGACAUAGUGGUGAUGAUGGUCCUCCUGGGGACGACCUGCCAUCAGGGAUUGAAGACAUCACUGAUCCAGCAAAGCUAAUAACAGAGAUAGAAAACAUGAGACAUAGAAUCAUUGAAAUUCAUCAAGAAAUGUUUAAUUAUAAUGAACAUGAAGUUAGUAAAAGGUGGACAUUUGAAGAAGGUAUUAAAAGACCUUAUUUUCAUGUAAAACCAUUGGAAAAGGCACAACUAAAAAACUGGAAAGAAUACUUAGAAUUUGAAAUUGAAAAUGGAACUCAUGAACGAGUUGUGAUUCUCUUUGAAAGAUGUGUCAUAUCAUGUGCUCUCUAUGAGGAGUUUUGGAUUAAGUAUGCCAAGUACAUGGAAAACCAUAGCACUGAAGGAGUGAGGCAUGUCUUCAGCAGAGCUUGUACUAUUCAUCUCCCAAAGAAACCCAUGGUGCAUAUGCUUUGGGCAGCUUUUGAGGAACAACAGGGUAAUAUUAACGAAGCCAGAAAUAUCUUGCGGACAUUUGAAGAAUGUGUUCUAGGACUGGCAAUGAUUCGUUUGAGAAGAGUGAGUUUAGAACGACGGCAGGGGAACAUGGAGGAAGCUGAACAUCUGCUUCAAGAUGCCAUUAAGAAUGCCAAAUCAAAUAACGAAUCAUCCUUUUAUGCUAUCAAACUAGCACGUCAUCUUUUUAAAAUACAAAAGAACCUUACAAAAUCAAGAAAGGUGCUUUUGGAAGCAAUGGAAAGAGACAAAGAGAACACAAAAUUAUACCUCAAUUUACUUGAAAUGGAAUACAGUGGUGACCUCAAACAAAAUGAAGAAAACAUCAUUAAUUGUUUUGACAAAGCUAUACAUGGUUCAUUACCGAUUAAAAUGAGAAUUACGUUUUCUCAAAGAAAAGUGGAAUUUCUUGAAGAUUUUGGUUCAGAUGUUAAUAAGCUUCUGAAUGCUUAUGAUGAACAUCAAACACUCCUAAAAGAACAGGAUUCUUUAAAAAGGAAAGCAGAAAAUGGCUCAGAAGAACCCGAAGAAAAGAAAGUACACACGGAAGAUACUUCAUCUACACAGUUGAUUGAUGGUGAUAUACAGGCAAAUCAAGCUGCAUACAGUUAUAGUGCCUGGUAUCAAUAUAAUUAUCAGAACCCAUGGAAUUAUGGACAGUAUUAUCCCCCACCUCCAACAUGAUGGAAAAUGUAAUCAUCAGAAGGCGUGUGGAAGUAUGGAAAUAUUUUUUUUAAAGAGGAUGUAAACAUGACAUAAGCUUGUAUUUGAUAAGUUGUGUUUCAUUUUAUGUAACAUGAUUUGUUAGUAAUAGGGAAAAUGUCCCUUAGUAACUUACCAUCGAUACAAUUUCCUACCAUUUAUAGAAUUUACUUUUUAUUGGAGAACUAUUUUUUUUAUUUUUCAUUAAGUGGUCUAGAUUUAUUUUGCAAUUGCAACGGUUUUGUAGCCUUAAGGUAGGAAAAAACCUGACUAAAAAUCAAGUCAGUGUAGUACAAGAUUCUGAAAAUAAGGGCUGGUUCAAGAUUUACCUCCUCUUAAAAACUUUUUUAAACUUUUGUUGACAAACUUUUGCAGGAAUGUUUCAAUUAUCCUUGUGAAUUUGGACCUGAGAAAAAAUCAUUAAAACAGUGUAUUGGAAUAGGUAUUAUAAAAGAAAAUGGAACGUUUGCAUCCCUUUAAAAAAUGAAAAUCAUAUCAAAACUAUAUCAUUUCUGAAGACUUUGUAUUUAGAGUAUUCAUGUAAAACUUGCGAGUAAACUUUCAUUUUGGUCAAACUGAUCAUCCUCAUUUUUGUAAUAAAACUGAAGUUUCACCCA
Molecule: messenger RNA, 2795 nt
Organism: Suncus etruscus (white-toothed pygmy shrew)
Lineage: Eukaryota; Metazoa; Chordata; Mammalia; Eulipotyphla; Soricidae
Gene: PRPF39
Product: pre-mRNA processing factor 39
Exons: 14
Coding region: 160-2160 (666 amino acids)
Biological process (GO): mRNA 5'-splice site recognition; RNA processing
Cellular component (GO): U2-type prespliceosome; commitment complex; U1 snRNP
Molecular function (GO): protein binding
Source: RefSeq, a predicted model, not a curated record